UAAGCGGAAACUCAGGACAGGCACCGGGUUGUAUCUGAGGUGCUGUUUAGAUACAAAAUGGACAUCGCCAUCCAGCAUCCUUGGUUCCGCCGCUCUUUCUGGCAGUCCUUCUUUCCCAGCCGGAUCUUCGAUCAACAUUUUGGGGAGCACGUCUCAGAGAGCGAGGUUUUGGCACCCUAUCCUUCGGUAUACUGUCCACGCCCUUCUUUCUUUCGCUGGCCCAGCUGGGUGGAGAGUGGGCUUUCUGAGAUGAAAAUGGAAAAGGACCGUUUUACCAUCAAUUUGGACGUGAAGCAUUUCACACCCGAGGAACUGGGGGUAAAGGUCAGCGGAGAUUACAUCGAAGUUCACGCCAAACAUGAGGAUCGCCAGGAUGACCACGGGUUCGUCUCACGAGAGUUCCACCGGAAAUACCGUGUCCCGUCUGGCGUUGACCCGACCAGCAUCACGUCAUCUCUGUCCUCUGAUGGCGUCCUGACCAUCACGGCACCUCGCAAGCCCUCUGAUGCCCCCGAGCGCUCUAUUACCAUCACUCGCGAAGACAAGUCUGUGGUGUCUGGCUCACAGAAGAAGUAAAGCUCCAACGUCUUCAACACUGUUACCGGUGUGGUGUUCGUCCUGCUGAUCCACUGCGCACCCCUGCACUUACACUCCACUAUUAGGAGAUAAAGAUUGACCUGUUCAUUUUAUGGCUAAAAGGUUUCUCUUUUACAACCUGAUGUUAAAUUGAUUUAAACCACUGGAGUUUUGUUUACACUGCACGGCCACUAGUCAUAGACGGCAUCCGCCAAACAAAAGGCCCAUUGUCCAAACAAUGGCUGCAUAGAGCUGGUGAGGGUUUGCGUGUAGGAAGCCAGAGCAAUCGUCGUGAUGAAAACGAGAAAUAAUAGCAUGACAGAACUUCCAAACCUAUAAUCUCGUUUCUCAAAAGAAGUCCACGUUUUUGUGUUUCGAAUGAAUAGAACGGGAGAUGAGCUCUGUGGUAUUAGAAAAAGGAAGUUUAUUCAGUGAUCUUACUGUAUGUCUCAUGUUCUCAUGUCUUAUGUCUCAGACACUACAAAGAGAUCAGAUGCAGGUUGUGAGGGGAAGAGCAAAUGCUGGUGUGAAGAAAAUGACAUCUUUCUGCUCCAAACAGGCUCUGUAUGAGGAAUGGAACCUUGGAGGAAACCUUGUAGUGAUAGUGGUUUUGAAAGCAUGACAACUAAAUAGAAGAUUUAAUAAGAUUUUUUAAUAAUGUCUCACUUUUUUGGCAUUCGUUAAAAUGCGUAACUUAAAACGAGUACUUGAGUGGUGUGUUUGUCCCGUGUACACGUUUGGGAUGGUGCUUAUGAGUUAAAGGUUUUUUUACUUUUGCCAGAGCACCACCUCAUAAUAGCAUCACUGACAAAGCUGCUAAAAACAAAGGCCGUUCUUGAGUCACUUGUUUUUGUCACAACGUUGUGCUAAAACCAGGAUUUCGUACAGCUAAUUUCUCUCAAGUUCUCUGUGUUCAACAUGACAUACUAAAUACCUAAAGAGGAACAAAUGUGAGGGAGCACACAAGUCGAGGUUGAGUCAACAUGGCUUUUCUUCUGCUUUCCCAUGUUAUUUUAGUAUGAAACGUCAUAAUAAGAGCAAAUCACUAAACUGGUCUCAGAUUGGUGCAAAAAAGGCCUAAAUACUAUUGUUUUGUUUAAUCUCUUGCUUUAACAUUCCUGACUUUUCACACCACACCACUAAGCAAUACAGUAUGUAACUAUAACUUUUUAAUUCUGUGUGUAUACUUAUGGCUGCAAGCUAUUAAUAAAUCCUGUGGUCAUUUAAAGAUGAA
Messenger RNA from Clarias gariepinus (North African catfish), 1810 nucleotides. It is a transcript of the gene cryabb, whose product is annotated as crystallin, alpha B, b. The coding region runs from base 58 to 576 and encodes 172 amino acids. Gene Ontology annotation, biological process: protein refolding; response to heat. The transcript is spliced from 3 exons. NCBI's taxonomy places the organism in Eukaryota, Metazoa, Chordata, Actinopteri, Siluriformes, Clariidae. Gene Ontology annotation, molecular function: protein folding chaperone; structural constituent of eye lens. The record is from RefSeq and is a predicted model, not a curated record.